CAGUUGACAGUUGACACUAAGUUGCCUGUUGACAUGUAUUAUUAUUUGUGUUUGGAGUUAUGUUUUCAUUCUUCUUUUAUAUCCGGUAGCUAUCAAUAAUCUGUGUUGUUGUUAAGUAGAGCUAAAUGCUAAUCGUCUGGUUUCAACUUUGUAUUAUAAUUAUAUGUUAUACUCUCGCAUCGAGUUAUUGUGUAGUUAAGCUUUAUUAUUCUAUCAUCCAUGGCUGCAAAUAAAUUGUCCGAUACAAAUGAAACUAUAAGUAUACAGUACAAGAUAAAUAUGAUUAAUUAUUACUCAAAAGAGUCAUUCAGUGGACCAUGGACGCGUAAAUGGGUUCGAGACAUAAAAUAUAUGUUAACGUCUGUUCCAAAAUUGUCCUUGUCUAAAGUAGGCUUGUAUCAUAAAUUUGUAAAAGACAAAUUCGAAAUCAGAGGAGUUUAUGAAGGAAGUCAUCUAUAUAGAGUGCUGAAAACCUCUGAGGAGGAGAUAAGUUUGCCUGUUCUGCCUUUUGAGGAUGCAUUUGAUACAAUAUGGCAAGCACAUUUAGCAUGUGACCAUGGUAAUGUUACUGAAAUUAUGAAGCUACUUAAAAAAAGCUACUUCAUAGACAUAGCAUGUGUCCGAGAAGUUGUAAAUGUAUGUCCUGUUUGUACAAAGAAGAACACAUCCGAUGAUGCUUUAAAAACUGUCUUCAAUGAAAGGGCGCAGAUUGUAUUUCUUGACAUGACCUCCACUCCGGAUGGAUUUUAUAAAUACAUACUUAUUUAUAUUGAUGAAGCCACCGGACUGACACAAUUGAGAGCUGUUACAAACCUGGCGAGCACAGAAAUAGCAAUGAAAUUACUAAAUAUAUUUACUGACAUAGGCCCUCCUAAAAUUCUUAAUAUCGCUGAUUCUGUAGUUGAUUAUAUAAGGGUCAUGGAUAUUAUAAAUAUAAUUCUUCAUCCCUGUGAUGUCACCUUAGAAGCUAAGGUACAAUAUAAUCGCAGAGCUGAUGAAAUUAACAAGUUGGUUACAGAGUGGAUGGUAAAUGAAGGCAGUGCACAUUGGGAAAUUGGAUGUUAUGUGGUGCAAUGGAAAAUUAAUAACACAAUUGGCAAGGAGAAAACGCCACACCAAUUAGUUUUUGAAAAUUAUAAUUUUAUAGAAUCUGAGAUGGUUAAUACUGAAAUUGGACCUGAAAAUAGUGGCCCUUCCGGAGCCACAGAUCUGCUUACAUUAAAUACAUUACAAUCUGAAACAGUUCAUUCUGAAAUUGUACCUGAAGAAAGUGGCCCUUCCCAAGCCACAGGUCUAUCUACAUUGAAUUCAUUAAAAUCUGAAACAGGUCAUUCUGAAAUUGUACCUAAAGUAAUUGGUCCUUCCAGAGCCACAGAUCUACCUUCAUUGGAUUCAUUAGUUAGAAUAGAUUUAUAUAUAGAACCAGACACACCUACAUCAAUUCCAGAUCAAACUUAUGAAAAUAUUUUUGAUAGUGAAUUUAUAAAAGAAGAACCGAAUAAAGAAUUUGAGCAUAUACUUAUUGAUCCAAUAGAUGAUCAGGAAUUGAAUACACCUGAAGAUAUAAAAAGAAAAACUUAUGUUAAUAAAAGAAAAAGAACUGUGAAAAGUAAACCAAGUGUUAUGAUGGAGAAUGUCAACACUGAAUCAGAAUUAUCCCAAAUUAUUAUCAAAAAAGAGCCUCAAGAAAAUUGCUCCUCACUCAUGGAAGUUGAUGGUGCUCUCUCAAAUGUUGAUCGAGAUAUAAAAAGUGAAGCAGAAAUAGUAAAAAUACCAAGAUAAAUGAAUUUUCCUCUAGUGGAAAUAUUUGUAGUGAAUGCCAUUUAGAGAUAAUAGCUGAGUCAUAUGUUUGUGUCAAAUGUAUGAAGAACAUACAUUAUAAAUGUAGAGGGAAAGUUAUUGGGAAUGCUGCAGAUGAUCCCUUAGUCUGCCGGACAUGUGAAAAAAAAAGCGAAACCUUAUAAAAUUGAUUAUAGUGUUCGUAAAUUAAAUUUUCAUUUAUAAAAAAACGGUUGUACAUUUAUCAAACAAUACACUUAGUUACAUAAUAAAGUUUGUUAUUAAGUUUA
Manduca sexta (tobacco hornworm) is the source of this 2069-nucleotide messenger RNA. RefSeq lists its product as uncharacterized. NCBI's taxonomy places the organism in Eukaryota, Metazoa, Arthropoda, Insecta, Lepidoptera, Sphingidae. Bases 220 to 1782 code for a protein of 520 amino acids. The record is from RefSeq and is a predicted model, not a curated record. The transcript has a single exon.